AUGCCGAAUUUACGUAUUUUUGAUAUACAUCAUGAUGGUGGUGUACAACGUAAUCAAUUAACCUAUCAUGAUUUAAUUAAUCAAUUCAGAUCAUCCUUUUGGAUUGGACGAGAUUGGUUUUUUGCACAUCAACAUAAUUGGCUUGAACGGUUACAAAGUGGAGUUUUUUAUUCAACUGAACCAUAUAGACGAAAAGAUUUUACAUUUUAUUGGCAAUUACAUAAACAAAUUUGUCAAUCUGCUCAAGAAACAAAUUUAAAUUCAGUUAAACACUUAGGAUUGAUUGACCUGGGUAGUACAAAAGCAAAUAAGAAUCCAGCCAAUUAUUUUCCAAAUGCUACGGAAUUAACAAUUAAACAUUGUCUUGAAAAACUUGAUGAUUCAUUAGUACAAACACUAAAUAGUAUUGUUCCCUUACGUCAACUUACCAAAUUAAUUAUUAAAAAUUUUCAUAUUAAAUUUGAUCAAUUUCUUGAUGUAUUAUAUUUGACACCACAUUUACAUACAUUUAAAAGUGAUUUUUUAUCUCUUGAUAAUAUUGAUUCAAGUGCAAUUAGAGAAACUGAUACUUUUCGACAUGUAUUACACACAAAUAGAAUUAAAACUUUCGAACUUCGUCAUGAAUGUACAUUAGAAGAUAUUCAAUUGAUUGUUGAUUUAUUUCGUCAAUUGAAUUAUUUAAAUAUUGGAAUGAAAAGCAAAGAAAUUCGACCAAUAAUUAAACAUCAAUUAACUGUAAUGAUUGAAAAAGAAAAUCUACUUGAUGAUUAG
Rotaria sordida is the source of this 771-nucleotide messenger RNA. Lineage: Eukaryota; Metazoa; Rotifera; Eurotatoria; Philodinida; Philodinidae. The record is from the annotation of a GenBank genome assembly.